AUGAAAGAAUAUAAAGUACUUCAGAAUGAAGCGUUUGAAGAUAUAAUUUUAUACCCAAAGGAUGAAACAGAUCUCUAUCAAUGGACAGCAAUCAUUAAAGGACCACCAGAAACACCGUAUGAAGGUGGUAACUUUGAAUUAGAUAUACAGGUACCUUCAAACUAUCCAUUACAACCACCAACCGUUAAAUUCAUUACCAAAGUAUUUCAUCCUAAUAUACAUUUUAAGACAGGUGAAAUUUGUUUAGAUUUAUUAAAGACAUCAUGGUCAGCUAUUUAUACACUUCAAUCAGUUUGUCGAUCUAUCAUUGCAUUACUUUCACAUCCAGAAGCAGACAGUCCACUCAAUUGCGAUGCAGGUAAUCUAAUGAGAAAUGGUGAUCAGAAAGGACAUGAUUCUUUAGCUAAAAUGUAUACAAGAAUAUACUCAUAG
Heterostelium album PN500 is the source of this 432-nucleotide messenger RNA. It is a transcript of the gene pex4, whose product is annotated as putative ubiquitin-conjugating enzyme E2. The transcript is spliced from 2 exons. The record is from RefSeq and is a predicted model, not a curated record. Bases 1 to 432 code for a protein of 143 amino acids. Lineage: Eukaryota; Evosea; Eumycetozoa; Acytosteliales; Acytosteliaceae.